Molecule: messenger RNA, 3984 nt
Organism: Mycena indigotica
Lineage: Eukaryota; Fungi; Basidiomycota; Agaricomycetes; Agaricales; Mycenaceae
Product: AAA-23 domain-containing protein
Exons: 23
Coding region: 1-3984 (1327 amino acids)
Biological process (GO): telomere maintenance via telomerase; chromosome organization involved in meiotic cell cycle; telomere maintenance via recombination
Cellular component (GO): condensed nuclear chromosome; nucleus; Mre11 complex
Molecular function (GO): double-stranded telomeric DNA binding; single-stranded telomeric DNA binding; ATP hydrolysis activity
Source: RefSeq, a predicted model, not a curated record
AUGUCGUCUUUGAAUAAACUUGCUAUUCGUGGCAUUCGUUCUUUCGAUGACAAACAAAUCUCUGUCAUUGAAUUCUUCUCCCCUGUGACGGUCAUAGUCGGCCACAACGGUAGCGGAAAAACUACAAUUAUCGAAUGCCUCAAGUAUGCGACGACUGGUGACCAACCGCCCAACACUCGCGGUGGUGCAUUCAUCCAUGACCCGAAGAUGGCUAAUGAAAAGGAGGUGAAAGCACAAGUAAAACUUCGCUUCAACUCUGCCAACGGGACACGCAUGCUUGCGGUCCGUAACCUUAGCGUCACUGUGAAGAAAACUGGGCUGACAAUGAAGACUCUCGAGAGUAUUCUUGCUUUGGCGGACGCUAACUCUGAGAAAGGUGGAAAGAGGAGCGCAAUUUCAACCAAGUGUGCUGAAAUGGAUCAGGAAAUCCCUCAAUUACUUGGCGUAUCCAAGGCCGUUCUCGAGAAUGUCAUAUUUUGCCACCAAGAAGACUCUUACUGGCCGCUUUCUGAACCUUCAACGCUCAAGAAGAAGUUCGAUGACAUCUUUGAGGCAACGAAGUAUACUAAAGCCCUCGACUCUAUCAAGUCUCUCCGCAAAGAUCGUGUUGCCGAACUCAAAGCGGAGAAAGAGCGGUUAGAAGGGCUUGCGAGGGAAAAACAACACGCAGACAAGCUUAGGAGUCGCAUUGUUGCUCUUGGGGAUGAUAUCGCUCAGAAACAGGUCGAAUACGAGGAGACCAAGGAGAGAUAUGAUGAGCUCGCGAAAGCGAAUCAAAAGUUUUCGGACUCCGCCAGCUCCUUCCGAAACAUCUACAACCAGUUGGAGCAGUACGAGGCAAAUAUCAAGCGGCUGAAGGAAGACUUGGAAGAGACAAAAUCAUCAAUGCAGGAGAGAUCAGAGAGCGACCAGGAACUCCAGGCCAAACUCAACAAUUCGGAUGAGAAUUCUCGAGCGCAACGUGAAAAAUUGCGGUCUCAGCGGAGCAAGGCUCAUGGUCUGGAACAAAACCUCAAUGAAACACGUCAGAAACAGACACAGCUGGCCCAACAACUGGGAGCAUUCAAAGCUGAGCAUGAGGCUCAACAAGAGCGAAUAGCCGAGCGUGAACGCCUGAUUCAUGCGACAAGUGACAAGUAUAGAAUAAAGGGGUUCACGCACUCAGGACUGAACGCAGAGAACAUCAUCCAGUUCACUUCCAAGCUGGACGAUGUAUUCGAGAAGCAGAAGAAGACAGCUCUUAGCCUCCAAGUUGUGCUCUCGUUAUUCUCGUUAUUGCUCACUGAUCAUAUCCCUCAGGCGGACAGUAAUGCAGAGAGCGAGGCAUACAAUCGAAAGCACGGUGAGUUGACCAGCGCUGUUCAAGCACAUAAAGCACAACGCCAGCUUCUCCAUAAUCAACUGAGCAAGGCGCAGACCUUCGUCAGGGAACACGAAGAAAAACUGGAGAGUAUGCAAACCAUCAUGGCGGACGUCAACAGUCUCCGAGGCGACAUCGAGGAAAAGCAGAACCGUUUGAGCAAGGCCAAGGCUGACGUGGAGAGCGCGAAGUAUGAUGACAAGAUCCAAGAAAAGACCAAUAUUGUCAAAACGCUCGAGGAACAGCGUGAUGCACUUAAUUCUGAGUUCAAAACGCUCAAUAUGCAAAGUGAUUCACGUGCGAGGCUCAAGCACUUGCAAGUAGAUGUCAAGAACAAGACAGCGGAGAUUGCCAACACAAUAACGUCAGCUAGUGCUGCUUACCGACGACUUGUUGGCGGUGGCGAGGCUGAUGCUAAUACGAUUGAACGAGAGGUCAAUCGAGUUUUGGAGGAGAGAGAGCGGGAGCUCUCGGAAACUGAGCUGGACUCGACGACCGUCAAUAACGAGCUUCAACAGCAGCAUAGUGUUCUGUCAAAUCUCAAGCAACAAUUGAAAGAGAAGAAGGAGCAACUAAAAGCAAUGGAGAAGAAGAUCGUGGACGGGUUGGAGCACCCGGCCAAGGACAUCGACGACCAAAUUGAGGAGGCUCGUGGCGAAUUGGCCUACCGAAUUUCCACUGCAAAUGCGGCCAAAAGUGGGACUCAAAUCUACGAAUCUAUCUUGCAAGAUAGCAAGCGGAAGAAAGCCUGUACGACUUGUAAUCGGCAUCUAGAGGAUCAUGAGAUGCCAGAGUUCGAGCGAAAUCUCAAAGAUCGAAUUCGGCGCGCCAACGUCACGACUGUCAGUGAUCUUCAAGCAGAGGUUUCGGAAUGGGAAAGCCUCGUCAAAGAGUUGCAAGACAUGAAGCCGCACUUGAUGCUUCGGGAUACGCUCCGAGACCGCGAAGUUCCAGCACUAGAGGCAAAAGUCAAAGAGCUGGAUGCCAAGAUCCCUAAGAGUGUUAGCAAGGCAGAUGAGUUUACUGAAAAAAUGACUGACCAGAAGCGGGAAAUCAAUGGUCUUCGCGGUCUCAAAACGCACGCACAGACGGUCUCCCGCUUACAACAAGAGAUCAAGAAGGCAAACGAUGAAAUUGCCACUGUCGAGGAGCAGUUGUCCUUCACAGGCUCCCUCAAGACCAUUGAUGAUGUUCAAAAUGAAUUAGAAGAACUCAGCGAGAAAAUCCGCAAGAACGAAAAACAGAAGGAAGCAGUGAUGAAAGAAAAGGAGACGCAAAACAGUGCGAUUCGUGCUCUGGAGAACACCAUUCACAAGAUGGAGAUGAAUGCAGUCAAUCUUGAGGGUAAACUCCGCGAGAAGGAAUCAUUAGAGACACAGAUCGAGAAGAACAAGCAGGAAAUCCAAACCAAUUCCGCCUUGAUCAAGGCAAGGAUCCUUUGUGAUGUUGACACGAAAAUCAUGGAUGCUGGCGGGCCGAUCGAAGGCUUAAGGUCGGAGCAUGAGCUUGCACAGAAAGAUCUUCAGGCACAAAUUUCCGAUGCGCAAACUCUCUUCCAAGAACUACGAGCGAGCAUCGACCGACUGAAACAAACGAACAAGGGCAUCGAGAAUUAUGCCCGCGGGCGAAGAGAUCAACUCUGGCAAGAAGCUGAAGUGGAGGCAACGACCCUACGAGAUGCGAUCGAUACUCAAGACGGCCAAUUGAACACUGCUCGGGAGGCUAUUGGUAAACUUGAAAAAGACAUCAGUGCGCAAGGUGCUGAAGAGGCCAUCAUUCGAGAGAACCUUCGGGUUCGCAAGAUGAUCAGGGACAUUCAGAAAGAAGAGGAGAAGAUGAGUCAACUUGACAUAGAAGGUGCUGCCCGCGCGAAGCGUCAGUUCAACGAAAAAUAUGGUCCUUCGAAAGAGAAAGAGACUGAGUUACAGACCCGGUAUUCACACCUCGCCGGUGAACUCAACUCUCAAAGGUCUCAACUAAAAGGCCUUGAAGCGGACCUAAAGGAUUUCAAGGAGGUCAACAGGAAGUAUACGGACCAGCUAAUCAAAGUUAAGAUGUCCGAUAUGGCGAACAACGACCUGGAGAAAUAUGCCAAAGCUCUUGACAACGCUAUCAUGAAAUACCACUCAUUGAAGAUGGAUGAAGUCAACGAAACGAUGAAGCAUUUGUGGAAUAAAACUUACCAAGGAUCUGACAUCGACGGUAUUAGAAUAGCCUCCGACGUCGAAGGUGGCGCCUCCAAACGCUCGUACAACUACCGCGUCGUGAUGAAUAAGGACCAGGUGGAAAUGGACAUGCGUGGACGAUGCUCUGCCGGCCAGAAAAUGCUCGCGUCUAUCAUCAUUCGCCUCGCGCUCUCCGAUUCUUUUGGUCAAAAUUGCGGAAUUCUUGCAUUGGAUGAGCCGACCAACGCGUUGGAUACGGAGAACAUCGACGCCCUCGCUUCGAGCCUCGUUGAUAUCAUCAAGGAGCGAAAGAACCAUGCCAAUUUCCAACUCAUCAUUAUCACUCACGAUGAGAAUUUCUUGCGACAACUCGGCCAGAGCGAUGUCAUGGAAUAUUAUUGGCGUGUCUCACGUGACUCGCGACAAAAGUCUGUCAUCGAAAGGCAGCGGUUUAGAUGA